AGCUGGCGCUCUGCGCACGCGCGGGCACGUGCUCUGCGUGUUGCUGUAGUUACCGAGAAUCAGCUGUUCGGGGGGGUUACCUGCUGCUACACUGAAAUGGCCGGGAUAAAAGCUCUCAUCAGCCUAUCCUUUGGCGGAGCCGUUGGCCUCAUGUUCCUCAUGCUGGGCUGUGCGCUCCCAGUGUACGAUGAGUACUGGCCCCUUUUCGUCCUCUUCUUCUACGUGCUUUCUCCCAUCCCGUACUGCGUGUCACGGAGAGUAACCGACGACACAGACGCCACCAGCAACGCCUGCAAGGAGCUGGCCGUGUUCCUCACCACGGGCAUCGUGGUGUCCGCCUUCGGGCUGCCCGUCAUUUUCGCCCGCGUUCACGUGAUCGCUUGGGGAGCGUGUGCGCUCGUAGUAACAGGCAACAUCGUCAUCUUCGCCACCAUUCUGGGAUUCUUCCUCGUCUUUGGCUCCAGUGAUGACUUUAGUUGGCAACAGUGGUAAAAAUCCUUUCUGGGUGGACUUGCUUUAAUUUUUAAUUCUAGUCCCUGGUUUUAUUUAAAUGAACUGCCAUCUGUUGAGUUGAGGUAAAGGCGUGUGUAGUAACCAGUGAUCUGGUUUCAUAUGGACUCGAUAAGUUUAUUAUUAUUUUUUUCUUGUAAGAUGAAACAUCCCUCAAAUAAUUAGAGAAAAGGCUGCCGAGGAAGCGAAAUGGGUUGUUAAAUCCGAUCCCGGUAAUUACACAAACUAAACUAUGUUCCAUAUCUCUUCCUGGCCUCCCUCUAACCAAAUUUUAGAUUAAGAGCUCAUUAAUGUAAAUAUUUACCUUCUGAGGAUAGAGGCCCCUUAAAAUGCCUGCGGAUGCUGUUUUACUUUAUACAGAUUGCCUGUGAGUUAAUGGGUUUUACAAGGCAGUUUUAGAAAUGAAAUGUUGUAUCAGUGAGUGAUGGACUGAAACUCUAUAUGCGUCCCUGAAGGUGUGUGACCUGUCACCCGUCUGUGUUCAGCCGUACACAUCCUCUUCACCUCCACUCUGAUGCCCCUUGAUUAUGCGCUCCUGUAGUGACGGUCAUUGGCACUGGUGGCCCAAAGGCCAUGAUGUUUUACUCCUGCCAAGAGGCAAAGGGGACGCUGCUUGUGUCGUUUUCAUACUACAUUUGAAGAGUUGGGCCUAAAAGAGAAUCGAAGUCGACCUUGGCUUAUAUUGGCCCACGGACAGACACAAAGGCACAAGUAUGAAUAAACCUUAUGCCUCGUUAGGUGGAUGAAAAGCUUUACUGCUUCUCUAAAUGCUGUGGAUGUCCCCCUUUCCCUUUGGAAAUGUUCAGUCUCAGAGACAUUUCACUAUAAACGCUUAGCUUUGAAUGUAAGUUAACGAUUAGUGACAGCAGUUUCGGGACAUGACGCUUUCCGAGACACAGCUUGUACUACACUGGCUUACGAGAUGAAGUUGGAGUAAAUUUUGAAACAAUAUCAUCCCAGCGCGAUUUAAAUAGAUUACCGUACGCGUAGGUGUUUAGCAAGGUACAGUUACAGUGGUUUUCUUAAAUCCAUUAUUCGCCACAGAUUCCGUUGUUUGUUAAUAAGCUGACAGAAUCAUCUUCAGUCUCACCACCAAAUAAGAGGGAGUUUUCAUUUAGUCUCAUUAUAAAUUGACUAUGCCUAUAAGUAACCGAGCUUCAGACAUGGUUAAAAUAUAACUACACUGGCAUAAAAGUUAUCAAACAUACGAUGAUGCAGGUCACUUGUAUAAUUUCUGAAACUCUAAGGAAACAGUGGUUUCCAUGUGUCACCAUCGGUUAGUUUGUGUUUCAGAUUGGUUGGAUCUCUCUAUAAGCUCCCUUUGCUCAUGUACGAAGAUCUAUCCCGCUGCAUCAUGGCAUAUUUUAAUUUCCCUCAUUCCGGCGUUCACUACGGCACAGUUUUCCGGUAGUUUAUUCAUGCGAUGCUUCCAAAACCUCACCGUAUUAUGGUCCACAGCAUGCUAACAGUGUUCUUACGUCCUUUGUGUUUGAGUUUUGCCAUGUCAUUGAAUUAUUUGCAUUAUUUAUAUAAGCUAUUGUUUUGCACUUUUUAAAAUUCUUUGUUUAUUUUGGAUUACAUGGUCUGCAUAUGUAUCCCAUGAUGCAACCCUUGAAAUAUGAAGACACGUUUAAACCAGUUGCAUCUUGAUGUUAUCUGACAUAUAAUCUGAUUAUUCUGAUGCAAGUGGCUUGUUUGAUAACUGAAGUCAAAUCAAGUCCAUUCAACAGUAAUCUUCUUGUAUAUACACUAUAAGACCAUCUGAAUGCUGCACAGUUGAUCCAAAACGUAAGAUACUUUGCCUCACUGUGAAUAUAUGUUUAGCACAUGGUUUUGCGAGAUGCUCGGUCUGUGUGUGGAGUAGGCUGAGGAUGAUCCUGUCUUAAUUUCGUGUUAAACCUGUAUCUCUGUAUUCUUUAACGUAUGCUGGAAAUAAGUGAUUCAUGAAAGGGAAGUCGUGCAGGUUUGUUACAGCUGAUGAAGUGGAUAUGCAUAUAAAACGUUACUUUUUUUGGUUGUUUUCUAUGUUACUUUUACACUUCUUGUCAGUUUAUUAAUUUUGAAGCAAUUAUGUAGGUUUUGUUUAUUUAUGAGGAUGUAUAUGUAAAAUGCCCUGAACGAUGUUGUGUUGAAUUGGGAACAUUUUGAAGGGAAAUAAACCUUUUUUUGGAUACCUUU
Brienomyrus brachyistius is the source of this 2688-nucleotide messenger RNA. Its product is annotated as leptin receptor overlapping transcript-like 1. NCBI's taxonomy places the organism in Eukaryota, Metazoa, Chordata, Actinopteri, Osteoglossiformes, Mormyridae. The transcript is spliced from 4 exons. The record is from RefSeq and is a predicted model, not a curated record. The coding region runs from base 97 to 492 and encodes 131 amino acids. Gene Ontology annotation, cellular component: endosome. Gene Ontology annotation, biological process: late endosome to vacuole transport via multivesicular body sorting pathway; negative regulation of growth hormone receptor signaling pathway.